This is a messenger RNA of Oncorhynchus nerka (sockeye salmon), 1321 nucleotides long. RefSeq names its product zinc finger protein 827-like. The record is from RefSeq and is a predicted model, not a curated record. NCBI's taxonomy places the organism in Eukaryota, Metazoa, Chordata, Actinopteri, Salmoniformes, Salmonidae. The annotation marks the transcript as partial. The transcript has 5 exons.
GUCCACCAGCAUCAGGACCGGGGCGAGACGUUCCAGUGCGAACUUUGCCCUUUCACCUCCUCGCGCCACUUCAGCCUCAAGCUCCACAUGCGCUGCCACCAGCACUUCCCCCGCUCUGGGUCCGCCUCCGACGGGGUCAAGGUCAAGGAAGAGGCCACCACGGACACGGAGGGCGAGGGGUCACUCCUGGGCGAUUUCAACCCCGGGGAUCCCCUCCAGUCGGACGCAGGGAACCAGAGCUCCCCUGGAGUCUCCAACCACCACGUCUAUAUUAAAGAAGAGCCCCAGGAGAGGGAGCUGUCGGUGCUGUCGCCCUUCACCCUUUGCAGGGAGCGGGAGCGGCCUGGUAGCAGUGGCAACUCCCUGGACCUCUCUAUGGGGGGAGUCGGCUUGGGGGUGGGGGUGCGGUCCAGUCCUGGUGGAGGUCCAACGGCAGCGUCCCUCUUCAGCCCGGACAUCACCACCAAGACAGCCACCGACCUGCUGAUGAAGCUCUCAGCGGCCAACCAGAAGGAAGCCCUGAAGGCUCCACAGUCCUUCCAUCUGAAGCAGGAACCCCGGGCAGAGGAAGAUGAGGAAGAGGUGCGGAGAAGCCCCCGGAGCCAGCCCAGCUACUCCUCCUUCUACCAGGAGCAGGGCGCGGCGCUGGGGGCCACAGGGCCAGCAGAGGUCACAGCAGACAGUGGGGGCCACAGGGGGACCCUGAAGGGACGCGAGGGAAGCCCCAUGGGGAACAAGAACAGUCUCCUCAGCCAGGACAUCAACUUCAAGGUAGCGUCGGAGCUGCUGAUGAAGCUAUCAGAAAGCAACAAGGACGCGGCCCACUACCAGAAGGUGACGGUGAAGGCGGAGCCUAUGGAGGUGGACCCGGCCAGUGGCCCGGCCCCGCCCCCUACUCACCUGCUGGCCUUCAGCACUUUAGGGGUGUGUGAGAAGAGCGAGCCAAUGACCAGCCUCCCUGAAGCGUUGUCCCGCCCCCAGAAGCAAGACCUCUUCUCCCAGGACAUAUCAGUGAAAAUGGCCUCCGAGCUCCUCUUCCAACUCUCAGAAAAAGUCAGCAAAGCCAACGACCACAAAGACGGCAACAUGGUGGGCAUAAGCAGCCCCUUCCUGGACGAGCGUUUCAGACAAUCCCCCUUCAGCCAGCGCUCCAAGUCCUCCUCCCCCGCAGAGGCCAGCUCCUCUGCUAGGACAGCCCUCCACGGUGAGAGACACACACACACACACAUCAUGGAUAGACUGACAUAUACACACUUACUGUCAGACAGAUAGACAGACAGAUGCAAUUCAGUGGGCAGACUACUAUAGUGAGCCACACACU